Molecule: messenger RNA, 1356 nt
Organism: Danaus chrysippus (African queen)
Lineage: Eukaryota; Metazoa; Arthropoda; Insecta; Lepidoptera; Nymphalidae
Source: the annotation of a GenBank genome assembly
AUGUUCUCCAAAGUAUUGUCCUUAAGCGCUGUCUUGGCGGUUGCGGCAGCAGGCCUUAUCGCUGAACCUCACUACUCCUCCGCUGCCGCAGUUUCUUCUCAAAGUAUCGUUCGUCACGACCAACCUCAUGCUGUAGCUGCCGCUCCAGUUGCCAUUCACUCUGCUCCUAUUGCCUACCAAGCCGCACCAGUACACUAUUCAUCUGCCGGAGCUGUAUCUUCUCAGUCAAUCCAACGUCAUGACCAGCAGCGUGCUGCUAUUGCUGUUGCACCAGUAGCCCACUACGCCGCUGCUCCAGUUGCUCACUACGCAGCUGCUCCAGUUGCCUACCACGCACCACCAGUACACUACUCAUCUGCCGGAGCUGUAUCUUCUCAGUCAAUCCAACGUCAUGACCAGCAGCGUGCUGCUAUUGCUGUUGCACCAGUAGCCCACUACGCCGCUGCUCCAGUUGCUCACUACGCAGCUGCUCCAGUUGCUCGUUACGCAGCUGCCCCUGUCGCCCACUACUCUGCCCCUAUUGCACAUGCUGCAUAUGCUGCCCACGAAGAAGUCGACUCUCACCCUCAAUACGACUUCUCUUACUCCGUACACGACGGACACACCGGUGACAACAAGUCACAGCACGAGAGCCGCGACGGUGACGCAGUGCACGGCGAGUACUCCUUGGUAGAGGCUGACGGAUCUGUACGUACCGUUCAAUACAGCGCUGAUGAUCACUCUGGCUUCAACGCCGUCGUCAGCCACUCCGCUCCAUCAGCUCACGUUGUACCAGCACAAGCUCACGUUAUCGUUCGUCACGAUCAACCUCAUGCUGUAGCUGCCGCUCCAGUUGCAAUCCACGCUGCUCCUGUUGCCAUUCACUCUGCUCCUGUUGCCUACCACACAGCACCAGUACACUAUUCAUCUGCCGGAGCUGUAUCUUCUCAGUCAAUCCAACGUCAUGACCAGCAACGUGCUGCUAUUGCUGUUGCACCCGUAGCCCACUACGCCGCUGCUCCAGUUGCUCACUACGCAGCUGCCCCUGUUGCUCAUUACGCAGCUGCCCCUGUCGCCCACUACUCUGCCCCUAUUGCACAUGCUGCAUAUGCUGCUCACGAAGAAAUCGACUCUCACCCUCAAUACGACUUCUCUUACUCCGUACACGACGGGCACACCGGUGACAACAAGUCACAGCACGAGAGCCGCGACGGUGACGCAGUGCACGGCGAGUACUCCUUGGUAGAGGCUGACGGAUCUGUACGUACCGUUCAAUACAGCGCUGAUGAUCACUCUGGCUUCAACGCCGUCGUCAGCCACUCCGCUCCAUCAGCUCACGUUGUACCAGCACCAACGCACGUACUAGCACACCAUUAA